Molecule: messenger RNA, 1308 nt
Organism: Peronospora farinosa
Lineage: Eukaryota; Oomycota; Peronosporomycetes; Peronosporales; Peronosporaceae
Source: the annotation of a GenBank genome assembly
AUGGUAAAGCUCUUGUGCGCGCUUAUUGGUGCGGGGGGUAGUAUGUUCUCGGUAAAAAUCGACGCUAGCGACCUGGUAGAUGACCUUAAGAAGGCUAUUAAGGCGGAGAAGGUGAAUGCCUUGAAGAACGUUGAUGCGGACCAGCUGAGUCUUUUCUUGGCAAAGAAAAACGAGGGCCGCGGCGCGUGGCUGACAGAGACAGAGGUGAAGCAUGGUGUGAAAGAUAUCAGUGGUCUUUUUCUGUUGGAACAUGUGGGAGCGCCACUUAGCGUGAUUGGAUUCACGGAAGAAGCUGUACGAUUUCGAUUGACGAAGGAAGAUGUUGCAGCUGGAAAUAUUCCUGUGCACGUGCUGGUGAAAGUGCCUGAACCGAUCGUGUGUGCUGCUUCGCUUACAACGAAUGUGCAGCUUCCCACAGCCAUUGCAUUGAACAAGCCCGAACAAUUUGCUGAGGAAUGCAUUUCACUGGACGACUGGGAAGUCAACGCUGUGCACCGAAUUCCCUCGAUCUGGAAAUUUAUGAGCAGCUUGGGUGGAUGUACCCAAACAGGAAAAAUCUUUUGGCGAAUGGAAGAUAAGCAAAUUAUGUCGCUGCUAUUGGACGGUUGGCUUCAUGAGUCUUCUUGGCUGGCAGACAAGAAGAGUAUCGUAUUAGGCUCGCCGGGUAUUGGCAAGUCAACGCUGUUGUGCGCGGAUUGUCUCGUUUAUUUGGGUUAUGAUGAUGGCAAGGUCGUGCAGUUUGCAGUGGACGAAUGCGAAGACCAGAAUGCGAUCGACAUAUAUAAAAAGCUCGUCCGCCAACAGGGCAUAUCGAACGUAUGGCUGUUGUUGGAUGGAUUUCGGUACCAAGAUAUUCCGGUUAGUUUGACAACGUUCACGAUGUUGGCAACGUCGCAGCAGGUGGAUCUAAAGUCUGAAGAUCAACUCAUUGUGAAACUUAAGUCUACAUCUGGCAAGAAGGGCAAUGUAGCGUAUCUUCAAUUUACUGUCGCGGCACAGCAUGGCAUUGACAGCAACCAGCUGAAAGAAAUGAACAAGAUUUUUUACCCAGAUGAUGUCAAGGAAGCUGGUAAUACCGAGCCACCAAUUUACAUUGCGGUUUGUCCAGAUCUUGAAUCAUGCAAAGCGCUUCGCCUGAAUCCAGCUCCCCAAGUUGUCGCAGCGAAACAAGUUUGCCAAGUAUUUGUGGGUUACUACGCCGAGAAUAAAUAUGGUAUUGCCGCCGAUGGCCCGACGAACGAUAAGAUUGUCAAAUCGUUACUGCCUCAUACGCACAAUCUUCGAAAGCGACAACGCCUAGAGGAAUAG